GACUGGCCACAAUGCUGUCGGGCCAGUGGUGGCCAAGUACUUGGGGGAACCUAGGCCUGGGGCCCAAAAACACUUCUCAGGGACCCCAGCUCUGUGCCCUAUAUGCCUUCACUUACACUGCGGCAGAUGGCCGGCAGGUAUCUAUGGCUGAAGGGGACAGGUUCCUACUGAUUCGAAAGACCAACUCUGACUGGUGGUUGGCAAGGCGCCUGGGAGCACCAUCCACCUCACGACCCAUCUUCGUACCAGCUGCCUACAUGACAGAGGAGUCUAUCUGUUCCCAGAGCCCAGCCACCAUCGCCACCAGGCAAUCCCGCUGGACUCAUGGGCCGGAGUUGUUUCCUGGCUCACUGGAGGCGCUGCCCCCAUCCCAGGCAACCACAGGCAGAGCCCAGUCUACUUCGCAGCAGCCUCCUUCUCUUCCCCCCAAAAUCUACAGAAGUGUCAGUGUUACCAAUCUGAGGCCCACUCUCCUGAAGCCCUCCCAGGAUGGACAAAGUGGAAGAUCUCUCUCCCGGGAAGACUUGCUGACAGAGGCCAAUGCCAAUGUGGCUGGACCCCAGCUCCCCAUGUCAGAGCCCCCUGUGUACUGUAACUUAGUGGACCUUCGCCGCUGUCUCCAGUCCCCACCCCCAAGCCCUGCGUGUGCCCCGCUGCAGAGGCUGGACGCCUGGGAGCAGCACCUGGACCCCAACUCCGGACGCUGCUUCUACAGAAACUCGCUGACUGGCUGCAAGUCCUGGAAGCCUCCACGCCGCACCCGAACCCAAGAGACGAACCCUGGCUCCAUGGAGGGAACACAGACCCUGAAUAGGGACAACGGUGUCCUGCAACCUCAGGCAAAGGGCUCAGACUCGGACACGGGGUCCCCAGAACUGCUCAACCCCCAGGGUUCACCCUGCCUCCCCCGCCGGACCUCCCAGCUCAACCCCCCCGACCAGCCUGCAGCCCGGCAGCCCCUGCGGCCUCUGCCGCAGGUCCUGGACGACCCUCACGAGGUGGAAAAGUCGGGCCAGCUCAACGUGACUAAGAUUGCUCAGGGGGGACGCAAGCUCAGGAAGAACUGGUGCCCAUCGUGGGUGGUGUUAGCGGGGAACAGCCUGAUGUUCUACCGGGAGCCCCCCCGGGCGGCACCCUCCUCUGCAGUCUGGGGACCAGCGGGCAGCCGACCCGAGAGCAGCGUGGACCUUCGUGGGGCGGCCCUGGCCCACGGCCGACACUUGUCCAGCCGCCGCAACGUCCUGCACAUCCGCACGGUCCCGGGCCACGAAUUCCUGCUGCAGUCAGACCUCGAGGCCGAGCUGCGAGCCUGGCACCACGCGCUGCGGGCGGUCAUCGAGCGCCUGGAUCGGGAGAACCCAGUGGAGCUGCGCCUGUCAGGCUCGGGACCGGCGGAGCUGGGGGAGCUGAGCGCCGGGGAGGACGAGGAAGAGGAGUCGGAGCCGGUGCCCAAGCCACUGCUUCGUUUCGGCGGCCGCCGGAGCUCCAGUCGCUGCCCGGAUGGAACUGAGCAGAACCGCGUGCGAAACAAACUGAAGCGGCUCAUCGCUAAGAGACCGCCCUUGCAAAGCCUGCAGGAGCGGGGUCUGCUCCGAGACCAGGUGUUCGGCUGCCAGUUGGAAUCCCUGUGCCAGCGGGAAGGAGACACUGUGCCCAGCUUUGUGCGGCGCUGCGUUGCUGCUGUAGAUAAGAGAGGUCUAGAUGUGGAUGGCAUUUACCGGGUGAGCGGGAACUUGGCAGUGGUCCAGAAACUUCGCUUCCUGGUGGACAGAGAGCGGGCGGUCACCUCCGAUGGGAGGUACGUGUUCCCAGAGCAACCAGGACAAGAAGGCCAGUUAGAUUUCGACAGUGCCGAGUGGGAUGACAUUCACGUGGUCACUGGAGCCCUGAAGCUUUUUCUCAGGGAGCUGCCCCAGCCUCUGGUACCCCCACUGCUGCUGCCCCAUUUUCGUGCUGCUCUUGAGCUCUCGGAUUCAGAACAGCGCCUCUCUCAAAUAAGAGAAUUAAUAGCCUCAAUGCCGAAGCCCAACCAUGACACUCUGUACCACCUCCUGGAGCAUUUAUGCAGGGUGAUAGCACACUCAGAUAAGAACCGCAUGACCCCCCACAAUCUGGGAAUUGUGUUUGGACCAACCCUGUUUCGGCCGGAGCAGGAGAUAUCUGACCCAGCAGCCCAUGCUUUCUACCCUGGGCAGCUAGUCCAGUUGAUGCUCACAGACUUCACCAGCCUCUUCUCCUGACGGGGGCACGGAAGAAGAGAAAAUGUGUUUCCGGUGGUACCCUUUGGUGUUGUGGUGUGUUCUGAGGACAUCCCUUUAAAUCCCGUGUCUCCCAGA
This is a messenger RNA of Myotis lucifugus (little brown bat), 2336 nucleotides long. RefSeq names its product Rho GTPase activating protein 9 (gene ARHGAP9). The record is from RefSeq and is a predicted model, not a curated record. The coding region runs from base 12 to 2240 and encodes 742 amino acids. NCBI's taxonomy places the organism in Eukaryota, Metazoa, Chordata, Mammalia, Chiroptera, Vespertilionidae. Gene Ontology annotation, molecular function: protein binding. Gene Ontology annotation, cellular component: cytoplasm. The transcript is spliced from 17 exons. Gene Ontology annotation, biological process: regulation of GTPase activity; signal transduction.